CCCGUCCUGUUUCCGACGACCCCACCAUCCAAUCCGCACUUCUAUCCUUCUUCCUCGCGAUUGUCGAUCUGAACAUUUCGUCCGGCGUUACUGGCGAAGAGCGACUGGUGACGGACUUUGCGGCGCAGAUUAUGGAAUUGAGGGAGUGGGCUGGGGAGGUGUUUGAGAGGAUGCCUGCGGGUGUGGCGGCAGGGGGUAUAGUUGGUCCUGGUGGUGAUGAUGUACAGGGGCAGGUGAGGACGUUGGCGGCGGGGGUUAUGGUUAGGUUGGGGGAGGUUAUAGAGAGGUACCAGGGACGGUUGAUGGGAGUUGGGGUUGGGUUUAAGUAUUGAUGCGGCAUUUCGGCAUUGAUGGGUAGAUUAGUGUACAAAUCAUGUGUUGACUAUUGAAGUCAUAAAUGUAUUCACUACUAAGCACUAAACAUAAUUGCCCAUCUUCUUGUCCGAUGGUAUCGGACCCCCGUAGUAAAGCUGAUCCCCCGCAUCGGACCUCCGCAUUUCAUCACUUCCAUGUUCCGAACCUAUUCAUGAUAAGUACCAGCUUCACCCUCAAUGUCCAAGUAAAUACAAUCCGCCCUACAUCUACGCUCCAACAUACAUCAUCUAGCAUGCUCCCCACAGAAACCGACAUCCUAAUAAUCGGCAGCGGCAACGCUGGCCUCUGCGCCGCCAUCUCCGCCGCGCAAACUAUCCAACAAAACCAACCCAAAAAUAGCAACUCACGAGUCCUCCUAAUCGACAAAUGUCCCAAUCAAUGGGCCGGCGGAAACUCCUACUUCACUGCCGGCGCCUUCCGCACCGCCCAUAAUGGCCUAUCAGACCUCCUCCCGCUCGUCAAUAAUGUUGAUGCAUCCACAGCUACUAAAAUCGAUAUGCCUGCGUACACGGACGAGGCGUUUAUGGGUGAUAUGCAGCGUGUCACGGGUGGACGGACGGACCCGGUUCUGUCGAAGACGUUGGUUGAAAACUCGAAUGAGACGGUGAAGUGGCUGAGGAGCGUUGGAGUGCGGUUCCAGUUGUCGUUUAAUCGGCAGGCGUAUGAGGUUGAUGGACGGGUGAAGUUCUGGGGUGGAUUGGCGUUGAAGACGGAGGAUGGGGGGAAGGGGCUGGUUAGUGAUUUAUGGGAUGCUGCGAGGGGGUUGGGGAUCGAAGUUGUGUUUGAAACGGCUGCAAAGAGGCUCAUUACUGAUGUGGAGACGGGGAUAGUAAAGGGUGUUAUUGUUUCGCAUUGUGAUAGGAACGGCGAUGCAGGUAGCUCUAGACGGUGGGAGGAAAGAGAGAUUCGUGCUGGUGCUGUGAUUCUCGCUGCGGGUGGGUUCGAGGCGAAUCCGCGGCUGCGCGCGCAGUAUCUUGGUCCGAACUGGGAUAUGGCGUUUGUGCGCGGCACGCCGUAUAACACUGGUGAGUGUUUGGAGAUGGCCCUACAGGAUCAGCAAGUCUCCGCACAACCCCAGGGAAACUGGUCUGGGUGUCAUUGUGUCGCGUGGGACGCGCACGCGGCCCCAGAUACAGGUAACCGAGAAGUUUCGAACGAGUAUACCAAGUCGGGAUACCCGCUCGGGAUCAUGGUUAAUCGGGACGGCAACCGAUUCAUCGACGAAGGGUCUGACAUGCGUAACUACACGUAUGCCGUGGUGGGACGAGCGAUCCUGAAUCAGCCGGGCCAUGUGGCGUUUCAGAUCUGGGACAAGCGGACGAGUUCCUGGUUACGCGAGGAGGAGUAUCGGGAUGAAGUUGUGCAGCGGAUUGAGGCGUCAUCGGUUGAGGAACUGGCGGAGGAGUGUGCCCGGGGCCAUGGUCUUGGGAACCCUUGUCGUUUCAUCGAGUCAGUUGCGGAGUAUAACCAUUCGGUAUCUGCGCGACAGGACGACGACCGAAACAACGGUACAGAGCGCAAAUGGGACCCGUCUGUCAAGGACGGCCUCUCGACUCAGUCGACUAACUCUGGUCUAUCCAUCUCCAAAUCCAACUGGGCCCUCCCCAUCGACGAACCCCCCUUCCUAGCCGUCAAAGUCAGCGCCGGCAUCACAUUCACCUUUGGCGGGCUAUCCAUCAACCCCGAAACAGCGGGCGUAAUUUCAACAACCGGCACAGAGGUACCAGGCCUAUACUGCGCCGGCGAAAUGGUUGGAGGAUUAUUCUAUGACAAUUACCCCGGAGGAAGCGGAUUGACAUCGGGGGCGGUUUUCGGACGCAGGGCUGGCCGGGCGGCGGCGGCGGGAGUUGUGCCUUAUAUAGGGCCGUAAAACACUGAUCUACACCGUACGGAAUAAUUCAGUGAUAUACAUAGCAGAGUACAUACAGGGUACAGAUGUACACUGUAUAUCUGUAGAUCGACUGUUGAUCGGUCCGGUUGAUCUACAAGAUGGACAAGUUCUGCC
Molecule: messenger RNA, 2380 nt
Organism: Aspergillus ruber CBS 135680
Lineage: Eukaryota; Fungi; Ascomycota; Eurotiomycetes; Eurotiales; Aspergillaceae
Product: FAD/NAD(P)-binding domain-containing protein
Exons: 1
Coding region: 398-2245 (615 amino acids)
Source: RefSeq, a predicted model, not a curated record